UGUUUGAUUCGCAUAGUGUGCAUCGGUUGCAUACAUCAAAAUCUCACCAUAAGCAGUACAUCAUCCGAGUAUUUCUCACCAACCGAGAAUUCGGACAUACUACUCCUCUGGCGUACUGCUUUUCACCUACUAAAUGGAGGUGGAGUCAUGGCACCAACUCCCUGUUGAAGACGAUCCUAGUCAGUUUAUGGGACAAACAUCGGGCUUGCUGAAUGCUGAUGGUCUAAAAGGGCUCACGCUUAACUCUGAAGGACAAAUGGCCAUCAUGGGAGACUUAAGCAUGCUGCCAGCAGCUGACAGAUUUGAAUCUUUACAGCUAGAACUGCAGGAUAGCUGUUUAUCUCCUGCACUGACUCUAAUUCCUCAGGGGAAGGCCUUCCUACAUUCAGAGUCUACUCUCCUUCAUCAGACAGAUUUAGAGUUUGUCCCCCUGAGGGGGUCUCCUGAUAUGUCCAUUGCUUCUGAGAGGUGCCCCCAGAUGUCACGCUUAGAUGUGGAUGGAGAAUCCAACCUCCCAAACAGAUCCCAUGAACAGGCGUCACUAUCACAGCAUCAUUUGGGGGUGAUGUCUGCAAUUUUAGAGGAUGCUAGUAGUUGCUGCUCACUAUCACAGCACAGCCUGUCACCUAGUAGCAAUUACCAGGCAACACAGCUUCAUGAUGAGGAACACAGUAGUGGCCUGGAGAACAAUGAUGAACAGCAAGUGGGAGAGAAACAAUUUGAUGCUGAUUUGGACAGAAGAGGGACUGCGUGUGGUUUAAGCAGCGGCGUUCCUGUUCGUUCCUUUCAGAAGGUUCUGGAAACAGAUCUUGGUGUAGGCAGUAGCGGUGUAGUUUGCUCUUCCUCUGAGACUGUUCUCAGUCAGACAGAUGCUGUCCUAAGCUCAAUAAACACCCCCGGGAACCAGAUUAAUCACUCUGGUUUUGCCAAGAAGCAGGAUCCUGCAUGUACCAAUACAAAGGAACCUCAGUUCAGACCAUCUGAGAGUAGAGAGCAGCCACAAGGUGGCUCUUCUUCCUUGUUAUCGCAAAGAAGGACUAUGGGGGGAGGUGGUGUGUCACUUUCCUCUCGUUUAUCUGCUAUCUCAAAUAUUACAAUUCGCUCCACGAGCAAGCAAACAGAUGGCACCACUGACUGUCCCUUCAAGCAGCUUCAGCUCCACAGUGAUUCCUCAUUAUCUGCACCAGGAGGUAGAAAUCAAACUGAGGUCAAAAACGCUCCCAUUGGACAGAAUAUCACUCCGGCCAGUGAAGGUGGUGUAUAUAUGGCAGGGCUACAGAAAGUACUCUGGAGCUCAGGCAGCCAUCAAGCAGCAGAUGGUUCCUUUUUGACCUCUCAGCCUGUGUUUCAGUCCACACCUGCAGUGCUCCUUGGUAGAGGAACACUAGUCCCAGCCAAACUCUCUCCUGUAUAUUCCCAUCAAGGGACCCUGGCCGCAUCAACCCAAAACAGCAGCCCUAAACCAGACGACAUACCAGUAUUAACCCUGAGUACUAGAAGCCAUCAAAGCAUUGCUGGAGUUACCCUUGCCACUUCUUUGGACCCAGGUGAAGCUCGUACAGAGUCACACCUUCAACUUGAGACAACUCCUUGCGAAGUAGCCCCUACCACAAGAUUAGAUGUGCCUGUCGUUGCCUCCGAGGACACACCCCUUGAGCAACCUACCUUAGCCCCACUCCUGCCCACAUCUAACGAACAGCUCAAAGAUCAGGAGCCUAGGCUGUCUGCCGGAAGAGUGCAUUCUCUACCCAGCUUCAAUUAUGUGCAGAAAGUUGAUGCUUGGAAGGCCAAUCAAAAUUCCAAUAGGUCAUUUUAUGACAAUUUGUCUCUGCAUGGAUUACAUGGUGUACCUCCUACGAGGAAACAACAGGACUUUGAGAUGUCUGAGGCAACAAAACAACAAAGUCAACAACAACCUAUCAAGACGUCUUUAGUAUUAAGUGCCAAUAACAGCACACCACCCACUAAGACAGGCAGUGGUGUGGAUGUGGAAGAGACCAGAGGAGCUGUAGGAUCCACCUCACCAUCACCAUUUACUCACUCCCAUUCCCACUCGUCUCUCGGAACAGUCAUCACCCCCAUCCAGCAAGAUGAACUGCAACAAAAUCAAAAUCAGCUUCCACUUGUGUGCGCUGAUGCCAUCUCUCCAGACUUCAAGUCCACUGCAGCUGAAUCAUCACAGUCCUCAAGUGGAACAAAUGACCAGAGGUCAACUGAUGACUCGGGACCCAGUCCUUUAAAGACCCCUGCUGUGCUUAUUGAGGAUCAGUACAGUGGAGUGAACUUAAAUACCAACGUGAGCAACACCGUUUCCAGUUUUAAAGGUGGUUACCAUGUUGACCAGAGUUUUCAGGCGUCAUUUGGUGCCUCCUCUGUUGUAAGUCUUGAAGUGGACAAUUAUGCACCUUAUUGGACGUCCAUACCUGGAUCCCCUCCACGUCCCCCUGAGUUUAACAUCGAAGACAGAAUUCCUCUCUACCUUCACAAUUUGGGGAUUGAUCAGUCACCUUCAACAAUCUUAAAUCCCUUUACACACCGUGGACCCACCAGAGAGCCUGAAUUUUCACCUACUGAUUUGUGUACCAUUAAAGGCUCAGUAGGAACACCCACCAAGAGCAUACAACCAUCUGAUGGGGACAGUCUUCAGAAGGAGACCUUCUCAAGUUCCAGUGUGCUCUCUGCAGAUUCCAGUGCCUCUUUAACACAGUUAUUUAUUCAAAAGUCCUUUCAGCAGCCAGCUAGACAAGCUAGUUUAGGCAGUAUAAGAAUGGCACACUUCCAGACAGACCCUUCACCUGAGCCCCAUUCUUUGUCACACAGUGCUCCUCAAGGAGCUGACACUUCUCAUCGAGAGGGCAGUUACGGCCUGCCAGCUCAGGUGAACCUGCAGUCUGCACCUGCCCCUGGGACCUGGGAGGGUGUUAAAGAAGGGGACUCCUCUCUGGUGGGUUCUGGAACCCUGCAGGAGAUCAGGCGUUUGCUUGGUCAUGCAGAAAGUCUUGUUUCUGGUCAUUUCUCUAUGGCCUCCUCCCCUGGCUCUCACUGUUACUCUGAGAACAAUGCAUCCUUUUUGGCACUCAGGCAGAACAAACAAGCAUAUCAUGAUGACUCCUUUUUGUCAGUUGAUGGAAAGAUUUCUUUGGUACUAGCUCGCUCUUCCUCAGACUCUGCCUUGAAGGAGAGCUCCUCAUCCUCAUCUGGGCUUCUAGAGCUGUCCACAAAGUCUGAUCACAUGAGCAAAGCGUCUUCUGCACCCUCGCAGGGCAGGGAGGAAAAUCCAAAGUCGCGUGACUUUCGUGUGGCUCCAAGGAGAGCAGAGCCUGAGGGAUGCAGUGCAGCAGACCCAGACAGGGUAGGCCCUGUGAGCUUGUCGAUCAUACAGGGAAACUCUUCCUCAACAUCAGAUGGCCAGCUGCAAAGCCAGGACCAUACAGAGAAUGCUGGCAUCAGUUCAUCUGAGAUAAGUCCUGCCCACAGUCAAAGAGAGGCAGAAAUGGAUGUUUUAAGUGAUGCCAGCAGUGAGCAUUCGCUGGCUUCUAGGGUUGCUAAGCUUCUGCAGAGCGAGUCAUCUGUCUCUGUGGUUACCAGCCGGUCAAGUACUGCUGAUCCCGACGAGAGCCGGGCUAGAGAGUGGAUCAUGAUGAAGGUGUCUGGUGGCAAGUGUGAAGCCUUAGAACUUAAUGCCGAGGACAGAAGGAGAAUCGAGGAGAUAAAAAGAGAACUGCUGCUACGCACUAAACACACCAAGUUGAGCUCCGAUUCAGAAAGCAGUUCCCAGUCCAGUGUUGGCACUGUCCCCCAGCCUGCUGUAAGCUUUGCAGCAGUGCGCAGUGCAGAAGACCGUCUCUCUGAGCAGCUGCAGAGAGUCAGUCGGAUUCCACUCGAGUCCAGUGUUGCACUGCACACACCACUGGAGGAUGAAGUAAGUCAGAUUGCCAUCAAGGAGGAGCGUAACCCUCAGCACACACCCUCCCCUCAGUCAGCGAGUCAGUGCCUGCAUGCAGACAAUGACAUUGCUCUACGAAGCAACUUGAACACAACCCUAAGGUCAUCUGAGGAAUGGAAAUUACAGGCUCAAGUGACAAAUAGAGCAACAAAGAAUGAAGGGGAGAAGGGGACCGUGGGAAAGGAAAAAGAGCUUCGAGGUGAAAAUGAACACCCAGAAAGUGAGCAAAAUGAUCCAUUACCAAUCCCAGAGGCAACUCACACUGUCAUCAGAGGAAAACGAGAGUUCCCUCCAGGCUUGGAGUCGGGUUCAGCCCUUGGUCAUAAACCUCACUUGUCCAACAGCCACCUCACACCUUCAGUGAAAUUACAGCAAAAUGCCACCCAGAGACCUCACACUCCUGCCAGCGAUUCCUGCAGUUACCCAGAGCUGCGGACUACAUCACACACACAUCACUCAGACAGUCCGAACACCUUGAGAGAAGUCCGCCUCCCAGUCUACAGAACCAGUGAAGAACAGCGAGUCUCCGUAUCCAAUGAGACCAGCUUAAGUAAAAACAGAAAUACAGACCAGGCUCAGAACACAGGAACGGCUAGUGGAUAUGCACAGAUGACCUCCAGAUUCACUCAAGCCUUUACUCCUUACCAAAGACUGGCUAGUCCAAGUAGACCUUUAUUAGUUAAUACAGCUGCUAUUCCAACUUUAUUGCCGUAUAAACCUCACGGCAGCUCCGAGCUCUUCUAUAUGCCACAGACUGUUCCUGAGCUCUCCCCUAAUCACUCCGAUACCACAGUGGAGAGCUCCCAUCCAGGAUCUGAUGACGCUGUGCCUCCUAAAUUUACGCCUGAGGUUUUGGGAUCCAGAGAGCUUGUGGACAGCAAGGUUACACCAAAACAUGAGGAGGGCAUUUACAGCAAGAGGGCCAAAAUGAAAAGAGAAUCCACUCUGUCUCGAAAAAGCUUUCAUGACCAAAGAGGCAAAACUGGUCCUCGCUAUCAGCUUACUGGUUUGAGUAAGUCUGUUGUCCCUGAGAAUGAGCAGGUGGCUGAGCAAGUUGAGGAGGGGGAAGCAUUUAUCCCACUGCACAUGGUGGUUGACAACAGCACAACUGAACUACAUCCUAUCCACAGUGUACAAAAGCAUAACUUGGGAAGAGUUACUCUGCCUUUACUUACUAAGGCCAUUAGGGAGAAGGAGCAGGACAUGAAGGCUCAAGACCUUGGUGCAGAGAUUGGCAGCUCUCUGGACCAAUUGUGGCGUCGUUUCAAUGAGCGAUGCAGCCUUCAGGAAACUCGAACCCCUAACGACAUAGAAAUGUCACUGCUGGAGAGACUGGAACGUCUGUCCCGCCUCCUACACAGCUCCUCCCCACCACACACACCUAAACCGGCACACAGUAGAGAGGAGAAAGGUAAGAGUAGGAAGAGAGAACACGAGGCAAGGAGAACGCAGGGAACAGACACAACCAAAAAGGGAAAAGAGAAAGAGAGAAGUGAAGUGAGGGGUGUUCCAAAAACAGCAUGGGAAAAGGAGUCCUUAAGUACCGAGCAGACAUUAGCACAGCAGAAGCAGCAAGAAAAAGAUUAUCGCUGUCCUGCAGAAAGAGACGAGUCUGCCAGCAUUUCUGUGGAGACGAGCAGCAGCCAGUCUACCAUUGACACACAGCGCUUGAUCAGAGCUUUUGGACCACAUAGAGUUAGCAGUGGGAGAGAAGGAGCAGCCGGAAGUCAGACGCUAAAGCCCAAUGAUGGCCUUCUGAAACUUUAUAACACCAUUAAGAAGCAGAAAAGAGGACAUUGCAAAGGUAGCACUGAAAACCACCUUGUUUCUGUCGCCACGGAGAUAAGCAACACAGAUGAGUCCACGGAAUCAGAAACAUUAUCAUCCUCAAGCACUUAUACACUAUCCUCCCAAAGAGGCACUGGAUGCGCCACUAGUUUUAAGAGGGCAAAGGUCAAACUAGUCAGCAGAAGCAUACAAGCAGGUGAUUUGGAGAUUGUGGUAAACGGCACCCGCCGAGACACACGGGAUGUCGGCACUACCUUCCCUUCUCCAGGUAGUGCCAGAGUCAGCAGGGCAUCUUCAGCAGCCCGCAGUGAGGUAAAGUCCAGUACGUCCGCCCUCACGACUUCCAGUGCUGCUCCUGUUCAAUCCCAGCCGGUGCUCAGGAGACAGGUCCUCAACAAACAAACCUGCUACCCAAAUGGUUUGUCAUGGUUUGUUUCUGCUGAUGAACUGAAGUGGGAUGCAUGGAAGGAGAAUAAGCCCCACACAGAUGCAGGGCAGUCUGAAGGCCAAGCCUGGUUCGAGCCCUACACCAGGACGCAGCCAUGGAGAGAGCCGUUUAGAGAACGACACAUUCAAGUGGAAAGAGAGAAGCCCUCUGAACAAAAAACGCAUUUGGAGAAUGAUUGCGGUAGCAAACCCUCUGCCCUGGUCCGUCUCUCACUGCAGGAGGCGCUAGAGUUACAUCGACCAGAGUUUGUUUCCCGUUCCCGGGAGCGGAUGAAAAGACUGUGCCUGCUGGUUGAGGAGAGAAAGAUACAAGCCGUUUUCAACAAAGAAAGAGAGGAGCUUUUCAAUCGUCGUUCAGCCGAGCAGCAGCCAAAAGCAGCUCCAGCUCCUCCAUCUCUUCCCUCUAAGCGAGUUAUUCCCAGAAGUGAGAGGAUCCAGAGAUCCAAGCGGAUCUAUGCUCAGCUACCAGAGGUUCAGAAGAGGAAGGAGGAAGAAAGGAGGAAAGCAGAGUACCACACUUACCGCCUUAAUGCUCAGCUAUUUAAUAAGAAAAUCACCAACCACGUGCUGGGAAGAAGAACGCCUUGGCAGUAGUUUAAAGAAAUAUCGACCCAAACCGUUAUACUACAGAGGUGAUUUCAAGCUGAAAUUCUUUCUGUGUGUUGAUUUGAGUGUAGAAGACAGGUGGUGGUUGUGUCGAGUGUGUGAUCAAAUCAAUAGAGCAGCUCUUUCCAGAUGUGAUGUAGUAACCAAAUUAUUUAUCUUGAUAUUUAAUUUCUCUUAAUAUUUUAAUAAUGUUUUAUAAAUAUUUUUAUAUUAACUAUGAAUGGUGUCCAGUGCCAUAAUUAAAAAAAAAUGUUUUUAUCAGUGUUUUCUUUCAAAUAAAGAAGACUUUUUCAUA
Messenger RNA from Ictalurus punctatus (channel catfish), 7082 nucleotides. It is a transcript of the gene alms1, whose product is annotated as ALMS1 centrosome and basal body associated protein. The coding region runs from base 134 to 6775 and encodes 2213 amino acids. The transcript has 18 exons. Gene Ontology annotation, biological process: regulation of centriole replication. Gene Ontology annotation, cellular component: centriole; centrosome; cytosol. Lineage: Eukaryota; Metazoa; Chordata; Actinopteri; Siluriformes; Ictaluridae. The record is from RefSeq and is a predicted model, not a curated record.